Messenger RNA from Brugia malayi, 858 nucleotides. RefSeq lists its product as uncharacterized. The coding region runs from base 1 to 858 and encodes 285 amino acids. Lineage: Eukaryota; Metazoa; Nematoda; Chromadorea; Rhabditida; Onchocercidae. Gene Ontology annotation, biological process: signal transduction; inositol metabolic process; phosphatidylinositol phosphate biosynthetic process. Gene Ontology annotation, molecular function: inositol monophosphate 1-phosphatase activity. The transcript has 7 exons. The record is from RefSeq and is a predicted model, not a curated record.
AUGAGUCGUGAGCUACUUCAUCCUGAUGAGGACAGAUUUUUCACUUUCGCCUUGAAACUUGUUAAUAAAGCAGGAACACUUGUACGAGCUGCAUUUGAACAGCCUUGUUCAGAAGUACAUACGAAAUUGUCAGACACCGAUUUGGUAACAGAAACAGAUCAAGCGGUUGAGAAAAUGUUGAUCGAGAAUCUUUCGAAAGAAUUCCCUGACCAUAAGUUUAUUGGUGAAGAAUCUGUGGCAGGUGGUGCAAAAAUUGAUUACACUGAUGCUCCUACCUGGAUUAUUGACCCAAUUGAUGGCACCACGAACUUCGUCCAUAGAAUUCCAAUUAUCGCUAUAUGUGUAGGACUGGCUAUCAAGAAGCAGUUACGCGCCGGAAUUGUUUAUAAUCCAAUUACUAAAGAGCUUUAUACAGCACAAUCAGGACGAGGAGCUUUUCGAAAUGGGUUUCCAAUUCAUGUUUCUGCUACCAAAGAAAUAAGUCGAUGCCUACUUGGUCAGUCUCAUGGGAUUCAUAAUUUGGUUGAAUUCGGCGAAAAGUGGUUAAAAAUAACAUUAGAUAAUCAUGGCCGGCAAUGUCUUGCAGGCAUACGAGGACAUCGUUCAUUUGGUUCUGCAGCUAUGAAUAUGAUUUAUGUGGCUCAAGGUGGACUGGAUGCAUAUGUUGAAUAUGGUCUCCAUGCAUGGGAUGUUGCUGCCGCUGGAAUUAUUGUUAAAGAAGCAGGUGGUGUAUUACUAGAUCCAACAGGAGCCGAAUUUGACAUUAUGGGUCGUCGAGUUCUCUGUACGUCAACUCCUGAACUGGCUAGAGCAAUAAAAUCAACUCUCACUCAUGUUGAAUAUGACAAAGAAGGAUGA